AAUUAUAAUCAGUCUCCCAAAAAAAAAAAAAGCCUAUAGGGUCACGUUAACCGACUGUAAGCUAGCUCUCUCUUAUUUUAAAUGACCAAUCGCUCGUUUAUAAAGUCCAAAAACAUCAAUAAAUAAGGAAAAUAAAUGCAAAGCACGGAUAAGUCCAAGGGAGAGCCAAUCUAUGGACCAUAAAAGGGAAGCCCACGUCGGGGCAUUUUCCACCCUUCCCUUUCUCUCCUUCUCUCUUGACUCCUGCAGAGAUGGACGGAAACCGGUGACAGGCGGUGGCAAAACAGCGAGUGUUUGUGAGAAGAUAACCAAAGUGGAUCGAAGGCAUGGGAAGAGGCCUCUUUCUGCUACGGUCAAGGAAGAAAAGGAGAAAGAAGCCGAACACAUGUUUUCUCACUACACUUCCUCACGUGCCGACUACGACACCUCAGCCAUGGUCUCUGCCCUAGCUCACGUGAUCGCCGGCGGAUCUUCUGCUGGCGAAGCUCAAAGCCAGGCAACAACUUCGCCGCCGCUGAGGGCAGCGGCAGCAGCAACUAGUGUUGAGUCGAUGGUGAGAGAUCCCAGUCAAAUUGCUGAAGAACAAGAGACCGAGAGAAGAAGGCAGUAUAGAGGAGUAAGACAAAGGCCAUGGGGAAAAUGGGCAGCAGAAAUUAGAGACCCAAAGAAGGCGGCGAGGGUCUGGCUUGGGACUUAUGACACGGCGGAGGGGGCGGCAAUCGCCUACGACGAGGCAGCUCUCCAGUUCAAGGGCACUAAAGCUAAGCUCAACUUCCCUGAGCGAGUUCAAGGCCGGACGGAACUCGGGUUCGUGGUAAGCCGAGAGAUCCCAACGAGGCGGUCGAAGCAAUUAACCACAAUGCAGGCAUCUGUAUAUCCAGAUUUACUACAGUAUGCUCAGCUUCUGCAGAGUGGAGAUGACAACCUUCACAAUGUGGCUUUUGGGCUUUAUGGUGGAGAAUCCUUUAUGUCUGAAUCUUCUUCAAUGAUGGAGGCAUCAUCGUCAAGCAUUUCAUUUACAGGAUCGUCAAUGACAAAUUCUGUAAGGCCUGAAGUGAUGUUGAAUUUUGGAAGCUCAGAUUAUUGUUCUAGUUCUUUGCCGAAGGAUGAUCAAAGUGGCAGGAAGGAUGGCGGGAACCAGUGAGGUACUAGUAAAUUUUUGCAUAAUGCGUGAUGAAUGAGAUGGUGUAUGUAUUGUUAAUUAAUUACUGAGAUGAUGAUGAGUGAUUUUAUUAAGUGUUUAUCAAAUUAAGUAUGAGAGGUAAUUUAAUAUAUAUUGAUAUUCUAUGUUUAACUAUAUAAUAUCAUAUUAUAUAUAGUUUUUCA
Molecule: messenger RNA, 1326 nt
Organism: Dendrobium catenatum
Lineage: Eukaryota; Viridiplantae; Streptophyta; Magnoliopsida; Asparagales; Orchidaceae
Product: ethylene-responsive transcription factor ERF113
Exons: 2
Coding region: 173-1144 (323 amino acids)
Biological process (GO): regulation of DNA-templated transcription; ethylene-activated signaling pathway
Molecular function (GO): DNA binding; DNA-binding transcription factor activity
Source: RefSeq, a predicted model, not a curated record